UUUUUUUCGUACAUACAAUCAUUCAGUCGUUUAUAUAGGAUAUUAUUUUAUUUGUUUCAUGUAUUUAUAAUUGUACAAACGGUUUCCUCUUCCUUUAAUACCUUUACACUUGCUUGUAUCAUAUUCAUAUAUCAAAUUCAUACAUUUGUCCGAAAGACCUCCCUCCUUAGGAAAAUUACCUAUCCCGCUAGACAUUACCUUCAAUAGUUCACUAAAUACUCAAAAUGACUCCAUCCAUAGCUCUCGACGCUACCGGCGCAUGCUCAACCUCUCUCUCAUCCACCAAACCCUCCUCGUCCCCCGAUUCCUUCCAUCAACUCGUCGCAGACCUCUCCCAAAUUCUCGGCCCAUCUUCCGGCCUCACAUCCGCGGACGUAGAUGUGCAGCAGCUUCGCUCCCUAAUGGAGCGCUACAUCUCCAACGAAGACGAGUGGCGAAAAUACGCAUUUGCAGAUUUAAGCAGAGGCUACACGAGAAACUUGGUAGAUGAAGGGAACGGGAAGAGUAAUUUGUUAAUUCUGGUCUGGAGUCCAGGAAAAGGCUCGCCCCUGCACGACCACGCAGAUGCGCAUUGUCUCAUGAAAGUCCUCGCGGGAACUCUCUCGGAAACCCAAUACACAUUCCCAUCCACCUCCACGUCCUCCACACAUUCCCCAUGCGCAUCCCAGCCUUUCAACACGCCCCCCACAAUAAUAAAAACUACAACCUACACCACGAAUCAAGUAACCUACAUGUCCGACGAUCUUGGCCUCCACAGAAUAUCCAAUCCCGAUCCCGAGAACGUGGCUGUGAGUUUACAUCUAUACACACCCCCGAAUGCGGCGCGAGAGGGCUGCCAUAUUUUUGACGAGAAAACGGGAAGGAAAAGCCAUGUUACGCAGUCUAACUUCUACUCGGUGUUUGGGGAAAGGGUCGGCGGACAGGUGUAAAUUAUAUGGUAUGAUUGUUUUGUAGAUUUAAAGAUAGAAGAGAUCUAGACUUUGUAUUUUGUUUGUCAAAUAUCUAGAGAUGAGAAGAGAUGUAGAUGCAAGUUUAAACUGUACGAUAUCUAGAAAUUGGGAUAGAACAAACGAUACCUCAUUUGGUGUCCUUGGAUAUAAUUGUAGGUGCUUUUUAGAUCGCC
This is a messenger RNA of Botrytis deweyae, 1123 nucleotides long. RefSeq lists its product as uncharacterized. The coding region runs from base 225 to 929 and encodes 234 amino acids. The transcript is spliced from 2 exons. NCBI's taxonomy places the organism in Eukaryota, Fungi, Ascomycota, Leotiomycetes, Helotiales, Sclerotiniaceae. The record is from RefSeq and is a predicted model, not a curated record. Gene Ontology annotation, biological process: L-cysteine catabolic process. Gene Ontology annotation, molecular function: ferrous iron binding; cysteine dioxygenase activity.